AUGUGCUCCUUUCGAGGGAGUAGCGGGCAGCGAGUCAGAACAGAAGAAGAAGCAGAAGAAGAAGGGAAGACCGCCACUUCAUCACAACAUCCUCGCCCCCGCUCUAACUUUAAAAGGAUGAAGACUGGACUGAAGCUGAAGCUCUCCAAACGAGAACUGGAGCAGUUGGUGGAUAAGGAGGUCCAGUCUGUGGUGUCACAAAGAGAGAGCAGUUUGGAUGUCUUGAUAGAGAACAUUAGGCAGCAGCUGGGCCAGGGCCUGAACUAUGAGACCUCAAUCGAGAUGCUGCAGAGCCAGAUGAUGGCAGUAACUCGAAGAGCAGAGCAUGCUCUUGCCCAAAUAGCACAGAAUUCAGCCGCAUCCCAUUGCAGCACCAGUUCCGUCCAAUCCCAGAACAACACGGAGGACUGUGUGGAGGACUCCCGUGUCUCAGAGUUCAUGGAAAAGACAAGGAAACAGAUUGAGCGCCUUCAUGCAGAAAGCGCAGAUUUAAGAGCCGCUCUUGCAGUUAUUACUGGUCCGACAACUCCAUCUCCUACAACCAUCAGCCGUCGGCAAGAUGGGGUGAUUGACGGAUUGGCAAAGCUUAUCAAAAAGGAACCAACAGAGGCAGAAGAAUCAUCCUCUCUCGUUGUGGCCUCAGGGCCCGUAAAGAGAACGACGGAAGAAUUAAGCAAUGAACAAGGCCGACACUCCAAGAGGAUCAAGACCGAACCGGAGGAUUCCCCGUACCCUCCUCUGCCGGACCUCGUGUUCCCCCCGUUUCUACCGUCAGAAGCUUCGAAAUACAGCCUCCCGCCCAGAGUGAAGGCGGUGUUGGGCUUCAUCAAAAACCCCUCCCCUCACCUUUCUCUGUUGUGGAGUCUAGAUGAGAUCGUCCCCAAUGCUCCACCCAUGAACCUCUACAGCAUAUUUAUCUCCACUGAACUGGCUCCAGGCAGUGGCGUGUUCAGCUCGUGGCAGAAACUUCCGGACCAAACUGCGCGGACCCUUCCCAUGAGUUACGAAAAUGUCAAGUUUAAGCCCGGACACAAGCUCUGCGUCACUGUUGUGGGGUUGGACAAGUUUGGACGCUACGGACCUUUCAGCAAUCUGUCCUGUGUCGAUGGGUCUGAAGAGGCCAAAAGCUGUGAAAAUAAAUAA
Messenger RNA from Knipowitschia caucasica, 1143 nucleotides. The record is from the annotation of a GenBank genome assembly. Lineage: Eukaryota; Metazoa; Chordata; Actinopteri; Gobiiformes; Gobiidae.